Molecule: messenger RNA, 1939 nt
Organism: Oncorhynchus tshawytscha (Chinook salmon)
Lineage: Eukaryota; Metazoa; Chordata; Actinopteri; Salmoniformes; Salmonidae
Gene: hapln2
Product: hyaluronan and proteoglycan link protein 2
Exons: 6
Coding region: 395-1408 (337 amino acids)
Biological process (GO): cell adhesion
Molecular function (GO): hyaluronic acid binding
Source: RefSeq, a predicted model, not a curated record
AACAGAGAACAACCCAGUUUACACUGGCCACCACGGCCUGAGACAUAUGAGCACUGGUCUGAGAGAGAGAGAAAGAGAGAGAGAGAGAGAGUCAAGAGAAGGAGAGAGAGAUAUAGUCAAGGGAAGGAGAGAGAGAGAGAGAGAGAGAGAGAGUCAAGAGAAGGAGAGAGAGAGAGAGACCUUGGGGGUCAAAGGGAGAAGAGAUCACAGUGGCAGAAAUGGGCUCAGAGAAAAAUAAAGAAGAUAUUUUUGCUUCCGAACUAUCCCACUAACGGAAAACGGUCAUGUUUGACUGAACAACCCUCAAAGGUGAUCAGUCACCGCUGUUUUGAAGAGAAAAUAAAUCCUCAUCUCAUCAUCUGCUGCAGGGACAGGGAGGGGGACUUGCUUCAUUAUGAUCUGUGCUGCUAUUUUGAUACUAACCGCAAGUUGUUUCAGUUGGACGUCUACUAUUUAUCUGCCAAACAAACAAGAAACAAAGAAACUGAAGUAUCUGCUUGAGCCUCCUGUUUAUGCUGAAGUAACCAGCCCUCGGGGAGGAAAUGCCACUUUGCCAUGUGUACUGCGAUUCAAACCAAGCCAUUACAAGGUGAAAUGGACAAAACUGGAACCACUUCGUCGUGGAAGCAAGAACAUUGUCAUGAUCACAAACGGUUCAGCCCACAAACCCUAUGGCCUGCUUGGGCCACGGGCCUCGCUUCGUAAGGCUCAUGCCAUGGAUGCCUCACUACAACUCAGCAACUUGGAACUAGAAGACGAUGGUAGAUAUCGCUGUGAGCUGAUCAAUGGUAUUGAGGAUGAGAGCGUCAUCAUUACAUUGAGGAUAGAAGGGAUGGUGUUUCCAUAUCAGAGCAAAAAUGGCCGUUACAAAUUCACCUACAAGGAAGCUAAGGAGGCCUGUGCUGAACAGGAUGGCACAUUGGCCACAUUCAAGCAGCUAUACAGAGCCUGGACAGAGGGUCUGGAUUGGUGCAACGCGGGAUGGCUCAUCGAUGGGACAGUCCACUACCCCAUCCUGCACCCACGAGCAGAAUGUGGGGGGGAGCUGCUACCUGGCAUUCGCAGCUAUGGCCCCCGGGACAGGAUCCGGGAACACUUUGAUGCCUUCUGUUUCACCUCGAGAACCACAGGCUUUGUGUUCUUCGUUGGACAGCCACUCACAUUUGGGGAGGCAAUGCAGGCAUGUAGGGGUGAGGGAGCAGAGUUAGCUCUUGUUGGACAGCUCUAUUCGGCCUGGCGUUUCCUGAGCUAUGACCGCUGUGAUGGAGGUUGGUUGAAGGACGGCAGUGUGCGUUUCCCUAUCACCACCCCUAGAGAGCGCUGUGGCGGUAUUCCCGAGGCUGGGGUGCGCACCUUUGGGUACCCCAACAAGACCCUGCGUCUCUAUGGUGCCUACUGCUACAGGUAGCUUUCAUGAGACCCAUAGCGUGUGGAGCCUACUUCCACUGACUUCAUAGAUCCAAGACGCAGAACCAUUGUGAAGACUACCAGUGACCCCUACAGGUUUCAGUACGCAGGGCUUGCAGAUACAGGUAGUCAAAAGGCUAGGAACUGGUUCCUCAACAACGGCAAAAAGAUACAAGUAGCACUGCGCUUUUCUGCAAUACUACAAUAUGUUAUUACAGGAAACCUCGAAGGCUUAAUGCCUUUUCCAUGGGACACAUCAACAAAAGCCUGCCACUUUUAUGAACUUUACUGCUACAGGUAACAACUGAUGUACAUGUUUUCCUGCGCUUGUGUAACAUUUGUUUUGUGAACUUUGUUUUCCAAGAAGCAUUAUUCUAGUGUAACAGGAUAGUUAUUACACAAUGACAAAUUCCUAAAAUGCUACUGUUAGCUUCUUAGCUGAUGUAAGAGAGUGUGUAAAUAGCAGAAUGGGAGAAAGUAUACACACUGAGCAUAACUGUAAUACAAUAAAAUAUCUUGACAGUGUAUUUGA